AUGUUCAGGCCGUUGUUAAUAAGUUCAAAUAAUGUGAUGAAACAGGGUGCUCUUCGGUACCUAAGAAGGCUCCAUGAAAAUGCAAUACCUAAUUCUAAACGUAAGGAAAAUGAUGGAGAGUUUCAGGAUUUAAAUGAGAUGUACAGUGAUAUGUUUACGCCGAACCAAGGAACUCAACAUCAAAAUGACGGUCCAUCCGUCAAAUCAGAGAUUGACGAACUUAAUGCCGAACUUUCAAGCAUGAAUAAUUUCAAUUUUGAGAAAUUAAGUUGUGAGAAGCUCCAGCAGAUUACAUUAAAGGACGGUAAGUUUAUAUUGCGCAGUCUAUCAAUAAAUCCAUAUUAUAACUUGGCAUUGGAAGACUACAUUUUUAGAAAUACACCAAUUGAUAUCAAAGAUGAAGAAAAAUUCCAAAGUCAACGCUUACUAUUCUAUAUUAACGAUAAAUGUGCUGUCAUAGGUAAGAAUCAAACAAUAUGGAAAGAACUUUACUUGGGAAAUUUAAUUAAGAAAGGUUUUGAGGUUCUUCGAAGAUUAUCUGGAGGAGGUGCAGUAGUACAUGAUCUGGGGAACGUAAACUACUCUUUUUUAACUUCAAGAGACAAGUUUAAGACCAGUUUCUUUAAUGAGUUGCUAGUAAAAUCGAUGAGUCAAAUUGAUAGGUGCUCUUCCGUCACCUUGAAUAAACGUGGAGAUAUCACCUAUAUGGGUAAGAAGUGCAGUGGGAGUGCCUUUAAGAUUGCUCGAGGAAAGGCGUAUCAUCAUGGAACAAUGCUUGUGAGCGCAAAUUUGUCCAGCUUCCAUGGUUUAUUAAAGCCGGACCAUGUUAACGGUAUAGAGUGGAAAUGUAAUAGUGUAGAUAGUGUACGGUCAGAAAUAACUAACAUCCCUCUAUCUUCUCCUCAAGAAUUUAUCGAUCUCUGUAUUGAAGGUUUCCAACGUGAGUUUUCCAGUGAAGAUCAAGAAGAAAUUCCAAUAUACUAUUGCGAUGAGGAAUCGGCAACGAAUAGUCAAAUAAAAGAAACUAUGAAGACACUGGAAGAUGAUCACUGGAAGUAUUUCUCUGGUCCUAAAUUUACGCUCACAUUAGAAUCUAAUCAGCAUUAUGUUUCUGUUGAGAAAGGUCUGGUAGUGCAGAGUAAUAAUCCCUUAUUAAUCGGGAAAUCAUUUAAAGAAGUAGCUGAAACAGAACCCUUCAAGACAAAACUGUAA
Naumovozyma castellii is the source of this 1212-nucleotide messenger RNA. It is a transcript of the gene AIM22, whose product is annotated as putative lipoate--protein ligase. The transcript has a single exon. The record is from RefSeq and is a predicted model, not a curated record. NCBI's taxonomy places the organism in Eukaryota, Fungi, Ascomycota, Saccharomycetes, Saccharomycetales, Saccharomycetaceae. Bases 1 to 1212 code for a protein of 403 amino acids.